Molecule: messenger RNA, 4689 nt
Organism: Amoebophrya sp. A25
Lineage: Eukaryota; Dinophyceae; Syndiniales; Amoebophryaceae
Source: the annotation of a GenBank genome assembly
CGUGGCGCCAUCCCAUGUGACUGCGUGCUCUUACAGGGCAGUGUCGUCAUGAAUGAAGCAGAUCUGACGGGAGAGCCGAUGCCUAUUUCGAAAAUGCCUCUAGAACUCGCAAGUGCAGAAACUUUAGACCUCCAAAAACACGGGAAGAAACAUGUGCUGUACUGCGGCACACAAAUUAUCUGCUCUAGAAACGCGGCACACGACGGACGGUCCGUGCACACAUGUAGUCCGUUUCUGAAGCGAGCUUGUAAGGGGUUUUAUCAGAAGGUGGUUGGUGGAAUAAAGGGGAGCCGUUCAUCAUCUGCUCACGAACAAGGAGCUGGAGAAAUGAACGGGCGGGCAGACAGUAGUAAAGCGGGUGGACUUCACGCAGAUGGCACCAGCGGCAAAGAUGGAUUAGCAUCAGCAUUAAAGUUAAACACACCAGAAGGCAAGAACGCGCAAGUAGCAGUUUCAGCGUCGAGCACAACAGGUUGGACGAGAUCUUCCUGUUCAUCUUCAUCUGCAUCAUCAACGUCAUGUACUAUACGUGCUGGUAAAGGCAAGAAACUAACAUGUCCAGGGGGCAAAAAGAACUCUGCUACUGCUAGUACUACAGCGGCCACUAGUUGCUUGUUGCCAGAUCAAUUAGAAUGGCGCAGCAAAGCUAUACCCAGCGUGGAUCCGCGACAAAAAAUAGGAGCCAUCGCUCUAGUGAUCCACACUGGUACCCAUACAGUAGCUGGACAAACAGUGCGCAAGAUUCUGUUUCCUUUACCCCUGCGCUACAAGUUCAAAGACCAGUUUCUCUACGUGCUGGCUACUGCAGCAUUGUGCCUCGCGAUCCUGGCUGCCAUACCAGAAGUCUGCUUCAAACCUAGACAUGUACUUGUUUUGAAACUCUUGGUAGUUCUUGUCCGGUGGUCGUUUCUGCUCCUUCUAUCACUUAAUGUACUUUUUUUCAAUCAUGAUCCUGGCUUUGUUCUCUUUCAUUUUCUUACUCGUCUUACUUCUUCAUCUGGUUUGAUCAAUGAGUGCGUCCUUCAUUCCUUUGGUCUACUACUACAGCAGCUGCAACAAGUAUGAAGAUUCUUUACUUCUAGUCUUUCCAAAUCCAAAUUCCAAUUCUACCUUCUUCAGCUAUUCCAGAACACGGUAGUCGCUUUCUAAUUCUACCUUCUUCAGCUAUUCCAGAACACGGUAGUCGCUUUUAUGGACGCAUUGCGGUUGCCGUAUUUGAUGUGCAAUCCAGCCACCAUCGCUGGUCUCAUGAUGGCGCAGCGUCUGGCCGCGCAACGGCUCGCGAAAAGAAACAUCAAAGCGUUGGAGCUGCACAAACUCCUUAUGGCGGGAGAGGUUGAUGUCCAGUGUUUGGAUAAGACGGGAACGAUAACGGAAAGCUCACUGAAGUUGCACUCUGUGGAUGUUGUGGAGGGUCCUUCGUGUAGAAGCAGCUCCGCUCUUCCUCCUCUUGGACGCGACGCGGGGACCACGAACGACCUAGAUUUCAUCUCGACGUCUCCUGUUCUUCCAGGUGGGCCGCGCUUCUCUCGUAUGUCACCGUCAUCAAGAGGAGAGACCACUGCGCUUCUUGAAAAACAGCACAGUGAAGCAGAUCUUCAUUCUACUACAACAAUUGUUCCUCCUGUCUUCUCGAGGACAUCAAGAAGUAGUAUGACUAGUUGUCAUCUCCAAGAUGAGACGAGCACGCGAAGCACAACCUCUACAAGCGAAGAAGGUCCGUGUCCGCCGAGUACCCCAGUUGUAUCUAGCGGAGCAGUAGUUCUGGUACAAGAACAUCACAACUACAAUUUAGACUUGAUCGAGCAAAAAUUGUUGAAUAAAUCUGCGACGAGGAUGAAAACGUCAACAUCAUGUUUCCUGUCAACUCCGCUUGGGGGAGGACGUACACGAAGAAGGUCCACCUUCGAGCAGGGCGAGAAUUGUUUCAUAUCUGACGCGAACAAGGUCCAUCGAAGUGGUUACCGUCACGUCAAGCAAAAUAACAUAUUAAUGAUGGGAUCCCCCAACAACUACAUGCAACCGCCCUCCAGUUUUCUUCCAGACACUUGCUCCUUUCACCACGAUGAUCAUCACGUAGUUCAGGAUCCUGCUUAUAUACCAGGAACAAGUAGACCACCUUGCUUCUUUUCGGGAGGACUCGCACUCCAUCAAAUGGCCGUCGCUACGUGUCAUACAGUGACGCAGACUGACGACGGCGAGUUGCAUGGAAAUAGUGUCGAAGUGGAAAUGCUGUCAGCUGCCAAAAGGAAAUACGGUUUGGAGUUUCGUACCUCGGGUUGUAGUUCGGCCUCUGACAGCAGUAGGAGUAGAAAUACUCAAGCAUCAUCUUCAGGAAGUCCACCCUCGUCUUGUACCACGUCACGACCACGACCUGACUCUUCUCCACCUUCUGCUCGCUUAGAAGUAGAAGACGUGAAGAACCAUCACAUCAAUGAGCAAAACGACAAUCCCAGUUCUAGUGCUGGUAGUAGUGUUGAAUACGUUGAUUCAAAGACAGGCAAGGUGAUCAUGGAGACGACGCGCCAGUUUGAAUUCGACCAAAGUAGACAACUGCAGUCUGUUGUGGUGCGCUGUCCAUUGGGCGUGGAGGAGGAUUUCAAAGAUGAUGAUCAGCAGGUGGGCAACACAAACAAACACACAGUAGAUCAGAACGUGCUACUCUUCACCAAAGGUUCCUAUGAAGCUGUCGCUAAGCGUUGUCGGCCACACACGAUCCCCGUAGAUGCCCAAGGUCGGAGUAAAGGAAAGUCUAUAGAGGGCUACUACGUUAUCGCUCUGGCGUAUCGGAGACUAGAUGAAGACUCGAUGUUGGCACCAGAACAGGCAGAUGUAGUAGAUGUAAAUGGGGAAAGCAGGGCUUGCGAUUACCUUCAUCUUCAUAGCUGCUCCAUGCAGCCGGUGAAUAGUCCCUCUCCUGCUCCAAAUGGUCACGAAAUGAUUGGUCGACGUAGUGGACAAGAACUUCUGAAGAGCAGAGACGCUUUGGAAUGUGAUCUAACUUUCUUAGGACUCCUUUACUUCAGAAACGACGUCAAGCCGGACUCAGCUGCGGCGCUUCGGGUUCUGAGACAAGGUGGGAUAGCUCCAAUCAUCGUAACCGGUGACAACCUUUACACAGCGUUGCAUGUGGCACGGCGGGUUUCGUUGAUUUCAUGUGACGAGGGAAAAGACGUUAGAAGCGCAGAGAAAAGGAGCAGUAAUGCUCAACUACAGCAAGUACAAAAUGGUGAAGCAGCAGAAAGCUGUGAAGAUCAGAUCAUGAUGUAUGAUGACAAUGACGCAGACAAGAACAAAUCUUCUGAUAAGGAUCGCGUUGAAGGUGAAGUGCCAGACGACAGGCAAUACCUACUUCAAGCGGAAGAAGAUGAGCCUUCCAAAAUGAAUCUCGACGCUCCAGCAAUGACAACUUACUACUUGGCCGGUGACGUCUCAGAGUGGGAUACUUCUCAGUCUGCAGCAACUCUCUCAUGGGAAUAUGUUGACGCUGAUAUCGUCACCAAAAAUACGAGACAAGUGUGGGAAGCUUUAUUGGCACCGGUAGUCGUAGUAGAAGGCGAUGUAGGGGAUGAAGAAUCAGUGGAAGAUGAUCUUCAAGCUAGCAAAGAAAGAAAGCAACCUCCACGUAACGCCGAACAUCAUCAAAAGUUGACUAGAACAGUUGGACAAGACCUCCAAGCACGAAGAAGAAACAGCUGCGGCUAUGUGGCCACACUAGGCUGGUACAAAAGUUCUGCUCUGAUGAAGUAUGGCAGUGGUGUGUCCACUUCGUCCCCUACUUCAGCAUCACGAGGAGUGCACUCAAUGAGAACCCUCCAUCCUCAGAAAGCGUCGGAGCGAGCUGUCUUGUUUUCCGAGUUUAACUUCGGCUUUGCCUCUUCGAAUGCAAAAAACGCUUUGGAGCAAGACUUGCGGUUAGAAGAGCAUGUGGUCCAACUGCACUCUUCUGUAACUACACAAGGGCUUCAACAUAAAAACGCCAGCGGAUCGAGCUCCACUAAGACAUCAAGCAGAGCAAAUCGGAGGUACGUUUUCUGCCUUACCGAAGCCGCUUAUCGUUUACUCCAAGAACGAGACCCAGAACUACUUGAGAAAAUCCUACCCCGUGUGGUGGUCUUCGCGCGCAUGACGCCUGGUGGCAAAGUUAGUAUCAUUCGCCACUGGCAGAAUCGUGGUCACACUGUAGGAAUGUGUGGAGACGGUGGGAAUGACUUUAAGGGUAGGUUAAAGGUGCUUUUCUUACCGCUUUUUAUGCCUCUCCUAAGGGAGAAAGGCAUAACCAGCGGGGUAAGCGAGCACCAAAAACCUAUCUCUAAUGACUGUGCUGCGCUGCGUGCGGCGCACGCUGGGCUGGCUUUGAUGCCGCCACGUCCUUCACAAGCGAAAGAGGGUCUAAAUAAGGGCUCUUCUACAUUGGUUGCAGAUGAGGAAAACGGUAAAAAAACUGAUGAACGACAAAAAAAUGCCAAAGCUGAUUCCAGUGCAGCCACAACUUCUCCUUCAACCACGACUGCUUCCGCAGCUUCUAUGCGCUCCUCCGCAGCAGCUUCCGAGUCUCGAAAAAAAUCUCUAGUAGCUAGUUUCAGCAGCCAUGAUGCUUCUGAUUCCCUCUUUGCCCUUUGUGAACUCGCAAAACAAGGCAGAUGCUGUUUAGCCGUAAGUGGGAGCCUCUUCGAGUAUGGCCUAGUA